GCGUCUGCCAAAGAAGCGUAUGUCUGCACGUUCACUGCCGCGUCUCUCGAGCCAACGCACCCACUUUCUGCAUCACACUCUUCGCUUGCGCUAGACGUGCAUAGUGAGUUCCGCACUUAGACACAUGCAAACACCCAUCCGCUCGUAUCAACAUACAUCCUGCGACGACACUUUAUCAACAGAGCACCCCACAUUCUCUUCAAACAAGCAAGCGGCUCUUCUUCGCUGACGUAAACCUGCUUUCAGCCAAGUGCAGCCACAAGUGUCUGUGAAUACCCCUCUCUCUCUUACUCUAGGGCAUCACCGCACAACCCAGGACAUCUCGUUUCAUUAUUUGAGCCACCCCAUUGCACGGGCUUCUGUUCUAAGGUUGCCCCCCCUGUUUAUCUCAGAUUUACAAUUGCAACAAAAAGAACUCGAAUGCGCCCCAGUUCGUCUCUCUCCUCCUCAACCGGAGGCUCGACUCCACUGUUGGGUCGCAGGCAGUCCAUUGCCGAUUUAAAAAGACCACCGUCAUCACGCGGCUUCCAGUCACAUUCACCGAAAUACCUGGGAACACGGUCCCGGCCAGGCUCCUCUCUAGGCAGCCGCCCGCUGACUCCGGUACAGCGCCAGGAGGCGUACACAGGCACGGUCAAAGUGAGCAUCCGGCCGAAUCCAUGCUCCAAUUCAUCUCUGACCAAAACCCCGAAUUGGCUCAUCGACGAGCACUCGAAUGCCAUCACCAACAGCGCAGACGCCACGUCAUAUGUUUUCGACAACGUCUUUCCCGCAUGUAGCAGCGUGUCGAACCGCAGCGUGUACGACAAAUCGUGUGCGCACCUCGUGCACAGCUUCCUCAACGACGGGUUCAACUGCACGCUCUUUGCCUACGGCAUGACUGGAUCCGGCAAGACGUAUUCCAUGCGAGGCGAGGAGCAUGACCCCGGGUUCGUGCGUCUUGCCAUCGACGACAUCUUCGAGAAAAUGGGCGCCGAAAGCGCGUCCAAGAAACACGUGCUCGCGGUGUCAUACCUCGAGAUCUACAACGAGAAAAUCAUCGACUUGCUCGGCCAGGUGCCGCUAGCACAGCUGGACCUCAAGAUCCGCGACGACCCGGAGUAUGGCACCAAAAUCGUCGGCAUCCACUCGCCCACGGUGGCGGACAAGCAGCAGCUCCUUCAGCUCAUCAAGACAGGCGACGCCAAACGCAAAACAAGUGCAACAGACUACAAUGCCCGCUCGUCGCGCUCGCAUGCCAUUUUGCAGCUCCGCUUGCAUACUGUGGACAAGGUGGCCCGCAACGAAGUGCGCUGCACGCUUUCGCUCUGUGAUUUGGCGGGUUCCGAAAGGGCCACUUCCAGUGCAGAAAGGCGAAAAGAGGGGGCGUUCAUCAACAAGUCGUUGCUUGCGCUUUCGACGGUCAUCAACAAGUUGUCGCUCCUCCUGACGUCCGCCUACAUCUCGGGCAUGGAACACAUUCCGUAUCGAGACUCGAAGCUCACGAGGCUCCUCCAGCCGGCGCUCUCUGGCCUGUCUCUAAUUCUGAUCUUAUGCACGGUGCACCUAGGAGCCAGUCUGAGUGCGGCGGACCAGCAGAUCGUCACGGAAACCAACAAUACCCUUCGUUUCGCCGCACGUGCCAAGGAUAUAGUGUUGGACGUGUCGAAGAACAAGAAACUGGCGCUUUCCUCGCAGGAUUCGGCCCGCAUCAUUGACGAGCUCCGGCAGACAGUGGAUGCACAGAAACAACAGAUCCACCAUCUCAAGCUGGGCCAGCAGUUUGCGUGUGCUUCUCUGCCCUUGGGGAGCAUGGACGAAAUUCCCAUUGACCGCAUAGCCAUGGCGGACCUCGAGGCCCAAAUCAAGGUGCAAAACGAGCGGAUCGAGCACUUGAACCGCUUGAACGACUUGCAGAAAACAGAGACGAUAUUGCUACGAAACGACGCGUUGAACGACAUACUAGGCGUGGACAUCGAGAAGGGCUCGCCGCAGAUGAUGAUGUCCAAUUUGGAGGAGUUCUAUAACCGCGUGAACUACGAGAUGGAGGAGCACAAGGCGUAUAUCUCUCAUUUGGAAAAGCAGCUCCGCUCGGCGCACCUGAAACUCGCCAGUUACAACAAGCCUUCCGUGGCACAGGCCCCCUCGGAGCCUCAUUUGCAGGAGCUUUUGAAAGAGCAAGAGGAGGAGAUCUGGCAGCUCAGGGAGACCAUCAAGGACAAGGACCACAUCAUCCACAGUCUCACGAAAACCUCGAAGUUGCGCCGGUUGGUGGACUCGAGCUCCACAGCGUCGUCUGAGUUCUUGAAGCGCCCCAGUCUCUCUGCGCCUGUGCGGGCGUUGGCCAAUAAGGAGAACAAUGCGCCCCAAGACUCGGACCGCAACAUGAGCCCUGCCAGAGCAGCUCUCCACUGAUGGUACGUGGGGAUUUGGUAUAUUGUUUAUUUGGUAAUGUCACAGGAGUUCUGGACUGGCCUGGAGUCAACAGGCCCCGGUGUAGGUUUGAGUCGAAGAUCUCCAUGGAAUGGAGUGUCUUGCGAGCCGGGAUUCCCCAAUGUAGGACCAGCUCGUGGUUUGGAGGGCACGCCCGCGAGGAGCCGAGGCAGAGCACGGCAUGCGUCACGGAGCGCACCGGGCUCGGGAUGCGUAUAAGCAAAGAAAGCCGCCUGGCAGGAUAUCUCACGAAGAGGCCCGCGACGCUAGGGCUACGCCCACGAGUUUGUCGGUCUAGCCUGCCCGCUCUGGAGAUGG
Molecule: messenger RNA, 2730 nt
Organism: Metschnikowia bicuspidata var. bicuspidata NRRL YB-4993
Lineage: Eukaryota; Fungi; Ascomycota; Pichiomycetes; Serinales; Metschnikowiaceae
Gene: KIP2
Product: Kip2p
Exons: 1
Coding region: 421-2394 (657 amino acids)
Biological process (GO): microtubule-based movement
Molecular function (GO): microtubule motor activity; ATP binding; microtubule binding
Source: RefSeq, a predicted model, not a curated record